AUGGCAUCGCUGCAGCCUCGUGGUAUCCUGGUUUUCACCGCAGUGCUCCUCGUCAUGGUAGUGGAGGCAGGUUACGUUGAUAUCUUCACGGACGCAGACUACAAGGGCUACGUUACCCAUAUCGAGGACGUGAGAGUUGAUUACUGCUAUGUCUUGUGCAGGGGUUUGAACGACACAAUUACGUCUGCAAAGUGGGGUGGUCUGCCUGAGAGGACAUCUACGGGGGAUGAUGGCCUGAUAUCGUUCUACGUUGACAGUAAUUGCAAGAAGCACAAUAUUUGGUGGCGAACUAAGACCCAAAGCGAUGAUGAUCUGUACUUCCCUUCAAAUUUCAAACUCGACGGGAUUAACGACCAAAUUUCAUCCUUCAUGGUGUGGAACACCAAGAAGAUUAUAGGCAUCGCCAAUCUUCAGUGCCUUGGAGAGGACUGGGAGAGCAAGACGUUUCCAAAUGCGGAAAUGGCAGCAACACCAACGCCGGUUCUCUAG
Molecule: messenger RNA, 489 nt
Organism: Phytophthora nicotianae INRA-310
Lineage: Eukaryota; Oomycota; Peronosporomycetes; Peronosporales; Peronosporaceae
Exons: 1
Coding region: 1-489 (162 amino acids)
Source: RefSeq, a predicted model, not a curated record